Molecule: messenger RNA, 834 nt
Organism: Trichoderma breve
Lineage: Eukaryota; Fungi; Ascomycota; Sordariomycetes; Hypocreales; Hypocreaceae
Exons: 1
Coding region: 1-834 (277 amino acids)
Source: RefSeq, a predicted model, not a curated record
AUGGCUACUGUUCUAGUGCGGCAAUUCCUCCUGAAAGUUCAGUUGCCGCGGCCGGUGAUAACUAUCAGCAAACAGCUCUACUCUAGCCUGUACUACCAACCCGCACGAUUCUCGCAUCCCCCCAGCACCAUCCUUGCAGCCUGUCAACCAACUCGAAUCAACUUGUUCAACCGACCUUUUAUGGCUUCAGCCAGCUCCCAUGAGAAGUCAACAUCGAUUGCCAUGAAUUGGGACGAUCUCUCCGACGAGCGCAAAAUCCAGUUGAUAUUGAACUCUGGCUCGAGCGAAGAAAAAUGGGGCUGGGUCAUCUACCGAUGCAGCUACAAGCCGGAGCUCCAGAGUACCUGGGAAAACUUUAAGCGUGUUGUCGAUGAGAGGACACGCAAGGAAAUCGCCGAAUCAGACGCUCCCGACAUUGCCGACAAGCUAGACUGGGUCUUUGUCGAGGACCCCGAGCUCGAAGGCGCCUCGUUGGAUGAACUGAAGCGCAGAUUUAGGGAGUGGGCACGUUUUGAAGUCCAAGGAAGGUAUGAUAUAGAUACUACUUCCUAUAACCGCGGCUCGAGGUACGGGUACUUUAUCCAAGUAGAUGAAGCCGCUCUGCUGAGCUUGGUUGACGGUUUGUCAUAUGGGCAUGUGAAUAUUGUCCGGGGAUGGGUGGAUUCGCUGCCGCCUGAAGAGGCGACGGAUGAGUUUGGUGAUGCCAUCGACAUUGAGGACUGGAUGAAGAUUCGGGCAAGCAUGGUUGCGCCCUAUUUUUAUAUCGACCUGGAUGGCGAGGAAGAUUGGUAUGCGCAUUAUACUCCACCGCCACAUGGCUUGUGUAUAUGGUAG